This is a messenger RNA of Cotesia congregata, 1170 nucleotides long. NCBI's taxonomy places the organism in Eukaryota, Metazoa, Arthropoda, Insecta, Hymenoptera, Braconidae. The record is from the annotation of a GenBank genome assembly.
AUGAAUAUUCUCGAAACCCGUCAUUUUCGAGAAUUCAAAGUCGUGCUCACCCUUCUGGGACAAUGGCCCUCUCAGUCACCCUUGCAGCGAUAUUGUGCACGGUUUAUUGUUCUGUUAGCUAUUUUCAGUAUUUUGACACCAAAGAUUAUCAAAUUCUUUGAAGUUAUUAGAGACAUUGAUGAAGUUAUCGAAUGUUUGCCGAUGAUUAUUCUCCACUUUGUAACUCUUACAAAAUAUUUCAACUGGAUUUUUAAUCAAGAGAAGGUGAAUAAUUUAAUUUUACACAUCGAUCGUGAUGGAAAGGCUUUGAAAUUAGACCGAGAUGUUGCUAUAAUGGAAAAAUGGUUACAGCGAAUACGAAAUGUUUCUUUGAGUUAUUCAACCGCCAUGUUUUCAAUUUUAAUAUUAUACCUGGCAUCUCCUGGCGCUCCAAAGCUGAUGGAUUUGAUAAAUCCGCUGAAUGAAUCUCGUAAAAGAAUAUUUUUAUACCAGACAGAAUAUUUUGUCGACCAAGAUGAAUACUACGUUCAUAUUUUGAUCCACGCAUACAUGACCGUGCCAAUUUCCGUCGCUGUUCUCGUCUACUUUGAUAAUUUAGUUGGAACGAAGGUUCAUCAUGCUUGCGCCAUGUUUGAUAUUCUCAGUACUUAUUUAGAAAACAUCAAUGUUGGAAAAUUAAGUGAAGUUGGUAGCAAAGAAGAUUACAGAAGAAUUCAUAGGAACAUCGUGCGCUGCGUUAAUAUGCAUAAAAAUGCUCUAAAAUUUUCUCAAGAUUUAGAAGAUUCUAUAUCGUCAGCCUGGUUGCUAGUUUUAUUUUUCAGUCUGACGAUAAUUUCAAUAACAGGCACAACAACUACAAAAUUUGAUCAACCUAACGAAGCCUUCAAAUUUAUGGCUUUUACUAUCGGCGCGGUUUUCCACCUCUUCUACACUAGUUUUCAGGGCCAAGAACUUAUAGAUCAAAGUGAAAGAGUUUUUCGGGCUGCGUACGACUCCAAGUGGUAUAACCUUCCUUGUUCUCACCAAAAGCUCCUCAGUUUUCUGAUAAUGAAAAGUGUGACACCAAGUGUGAUUACUGCCGGCGGAAUGUAUAUUUUAUCACUUGAUACUUUCAGUAUUGUCCUCAAAAAUGCCAUGUCUUUCUUCACUGUUUUGACAUCAAUGCGAUAA